Galeopterus variegatus (Sunda flying lemur) is the source of this 538-nucleotide messenger RNA. RefSeq names its product tetratricopeptide repeat domain 36 (gene TTC36). Bases 53 to 538 code for a protein of 161 amino acids. Lineage: Eukaryota; Metazoa; Chordata; Mammalia; Dermoptera; Cynocephalidae. Gene Ontology annotation, molecular function: protein binding. The record is from RefSeq and is a predicted model, not a curated record. The transcript is spliced from 4 exons. Gene Ontology annotation, biological process: cilium assembly.
CUUUUUCCUCUUCUCACCCUGAGUUACCUUCUGGGAUUCUGGAGUUGAGCACAUGGGGACUCCAAAUGAUCAGGCAGUGUUGCAGGCCAUCUUCAACCCUGACACCCCAUUUGGAGACAUUGUUGGGUUAGACCUGGGAGAGGAAGCAGAGAAGGAAGAAGAUGAAGACGGAGUUUUCCCUCAAGCACAAUUGGAGCAGUCCACGGCCCUGGAGCUGCAGGGGGUGAUGGCAGCAGAAGCUGGGGACCUCAGCACAGCCCUGGAGAGGUUUGGUCAAGCCAUCUGCUUGCUGCCUGAGAGGGCCUCAGCCUACAACAACCGAGCCCAGGCCCGAAGACUCCAGGGAGAUGUGGCGGGCGCCCUGGAGGACCUGGAGCGCGCAGUGGUGCUGAGCGGCGGGGACUUCGAGCGAGCGGCGCGGCUGGGCAGCCCCUUCGCGCGGCGCCAGCUGGUGCUGCUCAACCCCUACGCCGCGCUGUGCAAUCGCAUGCUGGCCGACAUGAUGGGGCAGCUGCGCGCCCCCAGCAACGGGCGCUGA